CUUAUCCACACAAACAAUCAAAAAAUCCAAAAAAAAAAAAUAUGGAAUACGCCUCGAGGAAGUUGGUUUUCGUUGUUGCUCUCCUGAUUUUCGCUGCCGGUAUUACGAACAUUGGAGCAGAAGAAGGCACCGGCGGCAACAACGACGUCGUCGACAUCGAGGUGCCGACAUGCAAGCUUACAUGCCUACAUCCGUGUCAUUGUCAAAAAGAACGCUGCGUUUGCAACGGUGGCCCGCUGCCGCGUCGGGCAGCUUCCCGAUCGUCAUUUGUCGCCGCCGAUCAACACCUCAUCUGAAAGCUAUAGUUUGGUUUGAUGACAUCAUUCCGGUGUUUGGUUUCUUCGUUAUAUAAAGAUUCGGAAUUAAAAAAAAAAGAUUCGGAAUAAAUUGGGAAUGUAUUUGGUCUAUUGCUAAAGAGAUUACGUAGUAGUACAAAUUCUGUGUAGAUAUGAAAAAAUGCUAUUCGAAAAUAAAAUCAAAUGAGUG
Messenger RNA from Linum tenue, 486 nucleotides. The record is from the annotation of a GenBank genome assembly. NCBI's taxonomy places the organism in Eukaryota, Viridiplantae, Streptophyta, Magnoliopsida, Malpighiales, Linaceae.